Mobula hypostoma (lesser devil ray) is the source of this 8155-nucleotide messenger RNA. RefSeq names its product coiled-coil domain containing 6b (gene ccdc6b). Lineage: Eukaryota; Metazoa; Chordata; Chondrichthyes; Myliobatiformes; Myliobatidae. The record is from RefSeq and is a predicted model, not a curated record. The transcript is spliced from 9 exons. Bases 49 to 1404 code for a protein of 451 amino acids.
CCUCGUACUGGCGCACCAGCCGGCCUUGGGCGGCCAGCAGCUCGCAACAUGGCGGACAGCGCUAGCGAGAGUGACACGGAUGCGGCGGGGAGCUCGUCCGCGCUGCAACCCAACUCCUCCUCAGCUGCGUCUUCUUCCAAGGCCGGCAUCGUGAUCUCGGCGUCCAAGCUGGAGGAACUGAGCAAUCGGCUCGCGUCGCUGCAGCAGGAGAACAAGGUGCUGAAGAUCGAGCUGGAGACCUACAAGCUGAAAUGCAAGGCCCUGCAGGAGGAGAACCGCGACCUGCGCAAGGCCAGCGUCACCAUCCAAGCAAGGGCUGAACAAGAGGAAGAAUUUAUCAGUAACACCUUGUUUAAGAAGAUUCAGGCUUUACAAAAAGAAAAAGAAACACUGGCUGUAAAUUAUGAGAAAGAAGAAGAAUUUCUAACAAAUGAACUCUCCCGCAAGCUGAUGCAGUUGCAGCAUGAAAAAGCUGAACUGGAACAGACUCUGGAGCAGGAGCAGGAGUUUCAAGUAAAUAAACUAAUGAAAAAGAUAAAGAAAUUGGAAAAUGAUACUCUUUCUAAACAAUUUACACUUGAACAGCUGCGUCGUGAGAAAAUUGACCUUGAAAAUACCUUGGAACAAGAACAAGAAGCAUUAGUAAAUAGGCUGUGGAAACGCAUGGAUAAACUGGAAGCUGAGAAACGAAUUCUGCAGGAAAAAUUAGACCAGCCUGUGUCAGCCCCACCUUCACCAAGGGAUAUUUCCAUGGAAAUAGACUCGCCAGAAAACAUGAUGCGGCAUAUCAGAUUUUUGAAGAAUGAGGUGGAGAGGCUAAAAAAGCAACUCCGAGCAGCCCAAUUACAGCAUACAGAGAAAAUGGCACAGUAUUUAGAAGAGGAACGUCACAUGAGGGAAGAGAAUCUGAGGCUCCAACGUAAACUACAAAGGGAAAUGGAAAGGAGAGAAGCACUCUGCAGACAGCUGUCUGAAAGCGAGUCCAGCUUGGAAAUGGACGAUGAAAGAUACUUCAAUGAGAUGUCUGCUCAAGGACUCAGACCUCGUACUGUAUCCAGCCCUAUUCCCUACACACCAUCUCCAAGUUCCAGCAGGCCUAUAUCUCCUGGUCUAUCUUAUGCAAGUCACAGUGUUGGUUUUACACCGCCCACUACUUUGACACGUGCUGGAAUGUCCUAUUACACCUCACCUGGUCUUCAUGUACAGCAUAUGGGAACUUCUCAUGGCAUUGCGAGGCCUUCCCCGAGGAGGAGCAACAGCCCCGACAAGUUUAAACGCCCAACACCUCCACCUUCCCCAAACACACAGACAGUGGUUCAGCUGCCACCGCCACCACCGCCACCAUCCCAACCAGCCCAAUCCCAGCCUUCAACAUACCCUCCUCCUCCUCCUCCUCAGCCAUAAAGUGCACGUGCUGUGACGCAGCUGAUCUGGAGUGGACUGAUGACAUAAAAAGCAGUUUACUGAAGCCAAAGGCUUAACUGGCAUCUUUUGGAUUUGACUUAUUUGCACUGAGAUUAUAUAGGCUUCACCGCUAACUGUGUUGUAAAUGUUUGUCUGAAGGGCAGCCAGUGUUGUUUGUCCACAACACUAAUUUACUACAUUUUGUCAGUGUUGACUGGAACCUCAUGCAGAAUCCUCAUUUUGUUGCUAAAUAUCUGCUGCAUCCAUUUGGUAAUAAGACAUGAUUUGAUUGUUCUGUCGGCUAGGGAGCUCCAAAGCUUCUUUCCACAGAUUUGUAAAAAGAAAAAAACUUACCAAUUAUUUCAUUACAGAUUUUUGCAGUAACUACAAGCAUGAUGUGUCUUGUUUUCUAGGCUGUGUUUAUGCUUCAAUGUGUUAAUGCUUUAGUGUCUUCUUGGGUUUUGCCAAGCAUUUACAGAAUUAGCACUACAUUUUGAAACAAUAAUGGGGAAAUGUUUUAACAGUAUCAUUCAAACGCAUCCAGCAGUGUCACUGAAUCUAAUGUUUACCAGUGUAUAAUUUUUGUCCAAAUAAGCAGCAGAUAAGUUUAAUGCAGAUUCAGUGUUGAAUUUCUGUGAUGUGCUGCGAUUGCUGUUUUUUAAACAAGAAUUCUAGGGUUUAGUUCAGGCAAAUCUACACCAUUUGGCAGGGGUUACUUCUAAAUUUAACAAUUUUGAUUUAGUAUGGAUCAGGCUUAUGGCAAAUUGAAGUAAACAUUUUUGCAUUUCAAUCUACGAUCAACAUUUCUUGAUGUAAACUGUAACCUGCAUAGGUUUAAUGUCUGUGGGCUUUGUAGAUAGUAAAUCAUUAGACGAACAAGCUGGCGUGUUUCAAGCGAAUGUUGUCUGCUGUAAAAUACUUGCUUUAGAUGACAAGAAAUCAUCAGCUGAAAUAUUGAGUCCUGCAAAUUUAUGUUUAAAAGAACAAAGUUUGUCUUUGCUGCCAACUCAACUUUUCAGAGGGGUUUGAAGAGAUAAGUUAGAAAAUUGUUUUGAGCAGAUGUUUUUUUGUGUGAUGUAAUCUGCUAACCCAGGUAGUAACAUUUCAUUUUUCAAGGUAUAAUGCUGUCAUAACCAAAUAAUUCUGUACUGCUUGGUAGAUAUGGGACACGCUGUGGAGAGCGCAAGUUCCUGGCUGUAAUGAAAACUUCAAUAAUACAUGAACCAGUACACUGUAUAACAGGGAGAAAUCAUAAAUACAGUUUUCCGUUCCUCCAACAAAAAUAAAUUGUUUGGUUUGGCUUUGCAGCAGCAUUAAUAAUGUAAGAGUCCUUUUUUCAAAAAAAUGAGAACGCUGGUGUGAGAAGAGUAAGAAGGGAAUGAGUGAUGAAUCUUGUAAUUCAUCUGCAUUGAGGCAGUUGAAUCUUUUAGUUUACUCCUUCAUGCAGGUUUAUGAAUCCCUGAAGGCUUUGCUGGCCAAGCCACCCAAACCACAAAGGUACGAAAUUCCAUCUCUGGGCUACGCUGAGGUGCUGAUUACUAAAACAAUGAUUGCGGUUUGGUUUCGGACCAACAUCAGAAGAGUUGGUUUGAUUCCAUGCUGCUAGUUAAACUUCAGUCAAUUUUUAUUGAAAUGUUAAUAGAAAUUGAGUGGGUUAAGGUCGUGUGCGAUCCUUCUUUUUGCUUUCCCUCUGUGCCCCCAUCAGUCCUGCUUUAUUGUCAUCAUCCUCCAAUGGAAAGUUAUCAGAGACCAUACACCAGCAAGACCUCUAAGCUUUUAAGGAAGUGAAUGGAAUAUUGAAGGGAUUGCUACACUUAGCCCAACCAUUUUUAUGCUGCUACUGAAGCUGACAUAUGUUCAAAUUUGGCAUCCAUCUGCUGUCCUUGAGCAAAGGAGCAAAAAUUAGCCAUUUAGUUAUUUGAGCACAUUCUACCAUUGACUUGUGUAUCUUAAGUGGUUUAACCUAAUUUGUUUGUAAAUUCUUUGAUAGUUUUUUGUCUGGCAUUGUCAUUUAAUUUUUAAAGCAACUAUGGCUCUUCCAGAUAUUCCAGCAAACCCUUCAUGAAGCAGUGCUUCUUGACAACUCUGAAAAAUCAGACUUUUAAUUUUAUCCCCCAUUGUUCUGACUCAUCAUAGCAGGCAUGCCUUAUUCUUUUAAAAUCCUUUCUGCUUCGUGUCAGAUCACUUUUUAAUAUUCUUUCACUGGUGAAUAAAAAGUUUAGUCUAUGAUCAGAGUUGAGCACCACUUCCACGCGAGAAGGAUUGGAGUUCACUAUAAUAUAGGAGGUCUUCAAUCAGGUUGGUAACAUCUUUGUAACAGCAAGUGCAGAUUUUUCAAUUUAAUCAAGUGAUCCAUUGUGCAAACCUAUUGCCUAUGUUUUGGUGGGCUAACUCUGUUUUCUGUGACUAUUGAUCAGGAAGCUUGUUUACCACUGGAAAGCUGUGGUUCUUAUUGCCUGGCUGCAGCCAACUUGUUAGUGAUGUCUUACCACAUGCAGAUUCCAUCUCUGCCAUCUUUUGUUCCAUAACUGAUAUCUGAAAUUAAAAAAGAUGGUGGGGAAGAGUGAGAGUAAAUAUAUAUUUGCCUGCACUAGCUUCAGCUUGUAAGUCAGAAUGUAUAGGUUGAAGGAGAGAUUGUUAAGUGUGAACUAGGUGCAUCAGGAUCUUUCGUUUCAGAUGCAUUAUGACUAGGGCCUUUGUCAAUGCUGACCCAAUAAUUUCCAUCCUUCUUGGAGUUUAAGUCAUACAACUAAGCCCAAUGCUCACAUCUGCAUCUGCCUCUGCCUCUGGUAGUGUCUUGACUUUCCACUGUAGAAGUGAGCAUCAGGUAGUCUGAUGGUGUGACUGGUAAAACAGCUGGAACUGUCUCCAAACUAGGAGAUGAAGUUGGAAACUUUCCCCAUCAUUGUAUGUGAGCUUGUGCAGGAGGAUAUCAGCAUUAGACAAGAAUCCUGAAUGCCUGGGGUUAUUGGUAAAAAUUAUAGGCUGUAGUUUUUAAGUGGUGUCAGCUGAUGGACCAGUGAUAGAAUAUGACACAAAGUACUAUACAUGGAUGAUGACCACACAUGAGGCCAUUAAACUUUUGAGAAUUCCUUGGUCUAUGAAUCUUACUGCCAUCUUAAAUGAAUUCUGAACCUUCUGACGCUGCAGAUGAAGGAUAUCUCCCAUACAUCAUUUCCAUCACCCUCUAGUGCCUCUUGUAAUAAAGAAAAUGUGAUAAUCAGUUUGUCCAGUCAUUUUCUCAUAUAUAGUGUGACAAUUUGCUGUUGGUGCUGAUGGUUGAGGAUGGUUCCUUUCGGGAUACAUAGGAUAGCUCCCUGCUCCUUUGAAAUAAUACCAUCAAUCUCUUUUGUUUGGUUGACUGCAGCAGCAAGAGCACUCCGGGUUUAAAGUGUCAUCUUCAGGAUGCAACUGUUCAUUAGUGUUCCACCGGAGUGUUGGCUUCAGUUUCUAUGCUUGCACCUCUGGAGAGAGAGAGAGAGAUAUAGCCACCAGAUUUUUUUUUCCUUUGGUGCAAGUACUACCAAAGCUGAGCCACUUUUAGUUGGAUUGGACAUGAAGGUGUACUGAGACAUUAACAUUACUGGCCUCAUAUUUUCAGGCUAUCCAUCAGUAAUUUGCAACAGUUUGAUUACACCAAGUAACCAUUUUGAGAAUUCUAAUUACUGAGAGGUUUUGUCAAUAUUCAAGGACACUUUCCUGUGACUAAACAUUUAUGUGUGGAUUUUGCCAUGUUAUAGAGUGGGCAAAUUGAAACAAAAAAAUGCUGGAAACAACUUUCUUGCACCUGAAAUGUUAUCUGUGCCUCUUUCCUGUCAGGAGUAUGCAGUAGGUAUACUGUACUGUUUUUUUUGGUCAGAUUCCUGACAUUUUUUUUUGUUCUGUGGAGAUUUUACUUUGUAAGCUGCAGAUCUCCCCCCACCCCUGAUAUUUUUGUAUAGCUUAAUGUCAGGCCCAGAGUUUACCUAUCAACACAAUAUCAGGUCAAAAUUUUGAAUGUUGAAUUUCCACAAAGGAAGGUAAAUGUAGAACCACUAUUCACUCUCAUGUUCUUCUGCACCUCCUAAAAUGAAUCUACUUUCAGCUCUUUCUGCAUGAUUCAAUUUUGCUAGAGUUUAAAAGGCAGUUUUGUGGUUGUGGUGUGAGAGAAACUAAACAUUCUGUUGAAAGCUUACUCAAAGCUUGUGAUGUACUUUGUUAUUUGUACAGGAUUGUUUGAGCUUCCAGUGAUCCAUAGAUGUAUUUCAUUUACUUAUGUGUGCAUUUAAUAUUUCCCUGCCUGCAAAGUCCCUUGCAUUCUGCUAAGAUUAAAGUAUGGUGAUCCUUUAUCAGCUCAACCAAAACAUGUCUGCACAAUGAUAGCAGUUGUGAUUUGAUCAUUGGUGUUAGGUAUGAACUAUGCAGAACUACAAGAAAAGAUUUAGAAAGAUGAAGGUCAAGUAUUAAUUAUAUGGGAACUGGGCAGAGUAUUGGGUAUAGUCAACUAUCAAUCUCUUUCAUCCCCAAAAGACCUGUAUAAUUCCUUGCCUUAAUUUUGGGUGAAAAAUUGACUGCAACUAUUGAUUCUAAACUUGUAUUACAAGAAAUUCUGCCAAUGAAGAUUGAGUUCAGUUUAGUCUGCAAAGUUAUGUUGUGAUCCACUUGUUAGAUUUUUUUGAAUGUUUUGCCCAUUCUUCAGAAAAUGGAGACGGUGAAUCAAGCCAAUGCAGUAGGUGGCAAGAUUUUUUAAUAUACAGUUGAGACUAUCUAAUUUGAUUUAUUUAAGUGAUCACCAAAGGUGUUUUGUUUUUGCAUUUUUUAUAUUUAGACUGGUAAUUGUGAAAAGGUCAUAUUUUUGAUUGUCCUGAACACAAAUUUAUAUUGUGAUCAAGACUUUCUGUUGAGACUAAUGAUCCAUUUCAUUUCGGGGAAGGUAAGGGAAAGAAGUGGAAGAUUAAAUAAUGUCUAUUAGCCCUCGGGAUUUGGAGUCUUUGUUUGUGAUCCUGCACCAUGAUUAGCAAGAGUAAUUUUUGAAGUAGUUGAGUCAAUUUUUAUCAUAGAGUAUCCCAAUGAGACUUCGUCACGAAAAUGGUUGGAUUUUUGAGUGAUUAUGCUUUAAAUUCCAAUAUUUAACUAACGCCCCCCACUCUAAAAUGGUUAUUCUUUUUAAUUUGAUCUAGGUGCCCAUAUGUUUAAAAAUGUAGGUGGUCCACCUUAUUAUGCACUAAGAAAUGCAACCUGACCAAAGAUCUGAUCUUUAAGUCUUUUGUACCUACAUGAACUAUUUGUUUUACUGGUCAAUAGUAUUUUAAAUCUGCAUUUUUCACUUCAGACCUUUACACUAAACCUAAAAGAUCUCAACUAGUGUGCUAUUACUUGAGCACUCUACUUCAGAUAUCUCAUAAACAAAUAGUGGUGAAAAUAUUUCAGCUAAAUUUAGUUCUUUGAAAUACAGAAGCUUUUAUUUAACUUGCUUUUAGUAAGCAACCACGACUCUGCUUUUGCAUUGUGAAACUGCCCUAAUUCCUUUUCAUUCGUGUACAUGUUGCAAAAUAAAAUAGAAGUUCCUUGACUGUUUUACUGAAAUUAGAUUUAUUCACUUAGCAUUUAAUUACAUAGCUAUCUCCAUCUUUGAAAGACUGUUAUAAUUAGCUAUAUAGAAAGUUAGAAUUAAAAUAGUUAAAUUUAAUUCUAGUUACUUUAAACUCACAUUAAAGAUAGCUUAUAACCUCAAAUUUAACAAUGGCUACAAUAUUAGAUUAGUUCAGAGAAUAGUAUUAAACUUUGUCAUGCAGAAUCUCCCACCAGCCUCCCCGCCAUGUUAGUGUAAGCCAACUAAUAUCACUGCUUGUUUAUGUCCAUUGGGCGAAUUUCUGGUAGCAUUUUAAAUUUGAUUUGAUCAUCCAAAUUUAUAUUUAGACAAACAACAAAUUCUGACAUUUGCUGACAUGUUGGAGUGUUGAACUUGCAUAGCUAUUGGUCUGAAGGUUUUUCAAAGCUGCCUUAAAAGAUUGAGAUUUUAAACAUUUUAGAGCAAAUUAGACUUUGUUCUUGCCUAAUUCCAUGUGCGAUAUGAUCUGAGCUGAAUAUACCUAUAAAUGAAGAUUACAAGUGAAAUUUUUAGUUGGCUUUAAAAAUUAAAAUUUAAAACUUUAAUUCCCCACUAUUCUCCUAUUAGAUUCCUCCUUCAACAGCCCUUACCCUUCCCACACACCUGACUUCACCCAUCACCUUCCAGCUAGCCUCUUCACACCACCUCCCCCCCCCCCACCGCCUCAUCACUUUUGAAUUGUGGCAUCUUUCCCCUUAGUCUUGAAGAAGGGUCUCGGCAUUAAACGUGGACUGUCUAUUCAUUUCCAUUGAUGCUGCCUAACCUCCUGAGUUUCACCAACAUUUUGUGUGUGUUGCUUUGGAUUUCUAGCAUCUGCAAAUUUUCUCGUGUUUAAAGUUUUUAGAUGUAUUAAUAAUGCAUUUAUCUGCAUUUUGAUUAAACCUCGGAUGACUUUGGCUUAUGUAUGUAUAUCUCUAAAGUACUGGGAUUUACAACAGGAAAUGUGCUCAAUUCCAUCUGGUUAACUCCUUUUAGUUGAUCUAAAUUUUGCUGAUUAUGUUGAGUUAGUUUUUCAACAUGGUCUUUUAAAUAGCACCAAUUGAAUUGCAGUAUUUUUAGGGUUUAUGUUUUAAAUUAACAAACCCCUUGUGUAGCUGACACAUUAAGAAAACCUAUGUAUGAACUGAGUGUUUUUUGUAACAGAAAAAUAAAAUUUUGCAG